Armigeres subalbatus is the source of this 522-nucleotide messenger RNA. RefSeq lists its product as uncharacterized. The transcript has a single exon. NCBI's taxonomy places the organism in Eukaryota, Metazoa, Arthropoda, Insecta, Diptera, Culicidae. The annotation marks the transcript as partial. The record is from RefSeq and is a predicted model, not a curated record.
UCCUACGGAAGUUCCUCCAAGAAUUCCUACGGAAGUUCCUCCAGGAAUACCUACGGAAGUUCCUCCAGGAAUUCUUACGGAAUUUCCUCCAGAAAUUCCUACGGAAGUUCCUCCAGGAAUUCCUACGGAGGUUCCUCCAGGAAUUCCUACGGAAGUUCCUCCAGGAAUUCCUACGGAAGUUCCUCCAGGAAUUCCUACGGAAGUUCCUCCAGGAAUUCCUACGGAAGUUCCUCCAGGAAUUCUUACGGAAGUUCCUCCAGGGAUUCCUACGGAAGUUCCUCCAGGAUUUCCUACGGAAGUUCCUCCAGGAAUUCCUACGGAAGUUCCUCCAGGAAUUCCUACGGAAGUUCCUCCAGGAAUACCUACGGAAGUUCCUCCAGGAAUUCUUACGGAAGUUCCUCCAGGACUUCCUCCGAAAGUUUCUCCAGGAGUUCCCCCGGAAGUUCCUCCAGGAAUUCCUCCGGAAGUUUUUCCAGGAAUUCCUCCGGAAAUUCCUCCAGGAAUUCUUUCCUAAGUUCCUCC